AUGAGAUGCCAUAGAGGCUUCUGGGCUUAUGCCGGUGAAGCCAGCGCUGAGAUCUCUGACAGCGCUGCCCGGUUUGCGCGGAAGCAAGCCGCCCAAGAUGCACCUGGAGCGAACGAAGCCGCGCAAGACUGGUUGCGAACUCGCGCAGGAAGAGGUUUGCGCUCGCUGUGGCUGGCGGAAGAACCGCCGCGUCGACAGACAUACAUUCUCAACAACGCUGACGACACCUUCCCGCUGGAAGACUACCCAAAAGGCAUCGUGGAUGGCCGCAAGGACCACGUAUCGACGCCGCAGGUUGUGCACGAAGCUUCGGCGGCAGUGCAGGCCGGCAAUAGCUCCAACGACCAGGACAGUACUGUGGAUAAAGCGCUGGAUACGUACCGAGGGGAGCUGGUGCGUACCGCACUCGCCGCCGAGGUUACCGCACUCGCUCGAGCGAUUAGAGGGGGCGCGAUUGAAGACGUUGUGAGCCAGGCAGCGGCUAUAGUGGAAUGCAUGGGAGCGCAGAUCGCGUCAGAGCUGUAUCCAUCGGCCCGUGCUGAGGAGGAGAGGAGUAGCGGCGAUGUGGACAAUGAGUGCCAUAACGAAGCAAGUGCUAGUGACGAAGUGAACAGUGAGAACCAUGAUGACGCAAGUGCUAGUGGCAAUGGGAGCAAUGAAUACGUGGAUGAAAAGAGAAGAUGUGGGCAGUGA
This is a messenger RNA of Phytophthora sojae, 693 nucleotides long. RefSeq lists its product as hypothetical. The coding region runs from base 1 to 693 and encodes 230 amino acids. The transcript is spliced from 3 exons. The record is from RefSeq and is a predicted model, not a curated record. Lineage: Eukaryota; Oomycota; Peronosporomycetes; Peronosporales; Peronosporaceae.